Rubroshorea leprosula is the source of this 1621-nucleotide messenger RNA. The record is from the annotation of a GenBank genome assembly. NCBI's taxonomy places the organism in Eukaryota, Viridiplantae, Streptophyta, Magnoliopsida, Malvales, Dipterocarpaceae.
AGUGUGUUGGUUAAAGUUGGACAACCUUUGGCAAAACAAAACAAAGCAGAUUAAAGAAGAUGCCACUGUUCAUAGUUGAACAAGUGGAGAAGCUAUGGGACACUUGGAAUAUCAGAGGAUUGAUUAUUCUAAGUCUCUUGCUGCAAUCUUUCCUAACUCUGUCUGCACAAUUAAGGAAGCGAAGUGGGAAAUGGAUAAUCAUGAUUCCACUCUGGAUAGCAUACCAGCUUGCAGAUUGGGCGGCUACAUUCACAAUUGGACUCAUGUUGCGUGCUGAACGCAGUGACAUCUUGGCCUUUUGGGCACCCUUUCUUUUGUUGCAUCUUGGUGGCCCUGACACCAUUACUUCCUUCUCUCUGGAGGACAAUGAAUUCUGGAUUAGGCACUUGCUUGGGCUUAUAUUACAAGUUGGUUCGACUAUCUAUGUUAUCUUUCAGUCACUCACACAUGACAAACUUUGGCUGCCAACUCUCCUAGUUUUAAUUGCAGGGGUAAUCAAAUAUGCUAAGCGCAACCGUGCCUUUUAUCUAGCAAGCUUUGACCACUUUGAGAAUAAUUGGACAUAUCUAUCAGAGAGGAGACCAAUUGUAACGCCACCCAAUAAAGUACAACUUAAACAGGAAACUAGAAUGCCUCCCAUUCCAGUACAAUUUGAACAGGCUCAUCAGUCACGGUUUGCAGAAGUUUGGCAUCAGCGUGAGCCGUGGUCGAUAAUUCUUGCAGCAGUUUGCACGAUCGGCGCUAUCAAGAGCUUACUCGUAGGUCCUUCCAUGACUAAAAAAGAACAAGCGAAUUUUUGUUAUUUUAUGAGAGAAAAAGAUUCACAUAAGAUGCUUCGAACCGUAGAGAUCCAAUUAAGCCUCUUGUAUGAGCUUCUUCAUACCAAGUUGCCCGUAGUUGAUUCCAAGAUUGGUUAUAUUUGCCGCACGGUUAACUUUGGUUGCAUCUUGGGAGCCUUGGUGUCAUUCUCAGUAUUACUUAAGGAGUACCGCCAUAAUAAGUUGGGGGAGUUUGAUAUCAGCCUGACAUAUGGGUUGCUGAUCGGAGCUUUGAUAUUGGAUUUGAUAUCCAUCUGAGACCAUGAUGAAGAAUGGAAGUGGCCAAGUUAUUGGGAGAAGGGAUCCAAAGCAACAUUCACUGAACAUCUAGAAAAGCUAUUGAAAGAAGAUGAAAACGCUAUUAUAGAUCUAGAUCUGUUGAAGGAAGAAGUGGACAAGUUAGAACCCUAUGCAAGGAGUUACAUAGCUAGAUUUUCGAGAAUAAAUGCUGCACGUCUUCUUGCCAAGGAGCUCCUCGAUCAACCCGGUGGUUGUCCAUGGGAAUUAAUUGGUAGAUUUUGGGUAGAAAUGGUAUGCUAUGCUGCUAUUAAUUGCAAACCCAUUGUGCAUGCACGACAAGUAAGCAAAGGUGGACAACUUCUCACCUUGGUUUGGUUGUUGAUCAAUUACUUGGGAUUAACUCCUCCUUCAAUGAAUCCGGGCGAGACAGAUUGGGAGCCUAAUAUAGAAGGUCUGAAGAGAGAGAUACACUGCAUAAGACGCCAGAAGCCUUUUAAGGGGAAACCCAAUCACGAGUUGGAGGUCACCUCAGCCACUUCAUGAAAUCAAUUCUUGAGUUUUAA